Cucurbita maxima (winter squash) is the source of this 1385-nucleotide messenger RNA. Its product is annotated as dnaJ homolog subfamily B member 13-like. NCBI's taxonomy places the organism in Eukaryota, Viridiplantae, Streptophyta, Magnoliopsida, Cucurbitales, Cucurbitaceae. The record is from RefSeq and is a predicted model, not a curated record. Gene Ontology annotation, molecular function: protein-folding chaperone binding. Gene Ontology annotation, cellular component: cytosol. Bases 53 to 1066 code for a protein of 337 amino acids. The transcript is spliced from 3 exons.
AUCUAUUUUCUUUCUCUUUUCUCUCUUUCCUUUCUCUGUCUCUCUCUCAUUCAUGGUGGAUCUUCCCCAGGGUCUUGGCAUCUCCUUUCGAAAAUUCUUCAAAUCCUACAAAGCAUUCUUCAAAAAAUGGCAUUCCAAGGUCAAGAAUGCUAAGAAGAAUACCGAUGUUAUUGAUUCCACCUCUGAAGCUGUUGAUAAUCGACCUUCUAAGGAUCAUGAAGAAGUUAAAAAGGAAGGACCGAGGCCGAUCAAAGGCGUUCAGAGCUUUAGAUAUGGAGGUCGGAGUAUGCGAGAGAAUGAUCCGACGAGUCUCAGGCCUCGAAGCUAUGAUAGCGGAUUCUCUUAUCUGUCCCGAAAUGCAAGCCGGAGAGGUCAAAAUCCGUCGUCGACGUCUCAGUUUCGGAGCAUGAGCCGGAGGAGCUCUGGACCGGUGGCGUCUCGAGUGAGCAGCGGGCGGAGAAGCAUCGAUUCGAUGCCGAUCAUGUUCUCGAAUUCCUCCGGCGUGCUGAAGCCGGCGACGAUCGAGAAGCAGCUCGAGUGCACGCUGGAGGAGCUCUGCUUUGGGUGCAUGAAGAAAAUCAAGGUUACAAGAGACAUCCUCUCGAUCACAGGGCAACCAAUUGAGGAAGAGGAAACGUUGAUGAUAAAAGUAAAGCCAGGGUGGAGAAAGGGGACGAAGAUAACAUUCGAAGGAACAGAGAACAAGAGGUCAGGCAGUUACCUAGGUGACAUGUCGUUCGUGAUAGCUGAGAAGCAACACGCAUACUUCAAAAGAGAAGGUGAUGACCUGGAGCUAACCGUGGCGAUCCCUCUACUAAAAGCACUAAUUGGUUGUACCAUUUCAGUGCCUCUAUUGGGAGGAGAAACAAUGAGUUUGGAGACAAACAAUGUCGUUUGGCCCGGUUACGAGAAGCUCAUUAAAGGUCAAGGCAUGCCUAAACAUAAACACGAAGAUAAGAGAGGCAGCUUGAAAGUAAAGUUUUUUGUUGAGUUUCCAACCGAGUUAACCAAACAACAACGAUCGGAUCUUUUUCAAAUUUUACAAGCUUCUGACUAUCCGAAUUAAAAGAAAAUGGAUUUAGGAAAUCACUAUAUGACUUCUAUUUCUUUUUUUCAAUGGCUUGUAAAUUAUGUUUUGGUUUCAUCCAUUUAUCUGAUCUAAUUAUAUAAUUUAGGUAUCACUAAUGUUUGUUUUUACUCGAGAAGAUUAGGGAUUUUGUUUAUAAUGCUCAUUCUCAUAGGCCCGAACCCUAACUCUCCCCUUCGGUUGGUUUAUAGGACUCUUCUUCCUAAUCCCCAUCGCUACUUCUCUCUUGCACUUCAUAGAGGAUUGUGCUUGUUUAACUCUUACUUAUGUGAAUGGAUCUUACUUAAUUAUUUAAGUU